This is a messenger RNA of Lasiosphaeria miniovina, 1803 nucleotides long. Its product is annotated as major facilitator superfamily-domain-containing protein. The transcript is spliced from 4 exons. NCBI's taxonomy places the organism in Eukaryota, Fungi, Ascomycota, Sordariomycetes, Sordariales, Lasiosphaeriaceae. Gene Ontology annotation, molecular function: transmembrane transporter activity. Bases 1 to 1803 code for a protein of 600 amino acids. The record is from RefSeq and is a predicted model, not a curated record. Gene Ontology annotation, cellular component: plasma membrane. Gene Ontology annotation, biological process: transmembrane transport.
AUGCACAUAACGCACGCAUUAGGAUGGGCUACCAUGUCAGAGUCGCAAGCGCCCACAAUUGCGCCCAGCACGACAGAGGAUGAGAAAGCAGAUGACAUAGACGACGCUUCAGACUUUAAGGUAGCGGCAUCGGUCCCGACCGGAGACGCCUCAAAAUCCAAAGAGCUAGUUACAAGUGAGACAGAGAAGACGGACGAGAUCACACGACAGGCAACGGCCACAUCUAACACAGGCCAUGCGCUCAAGACGACGCCCACGCGCGAGGAUGGAACCGAGUACCCCUCCGGCAUGAAGUUUACCCUCAUCUUUCUCGCGUUAUGUCUGAGCGUGUUCCUGGUGGCGCUUGAUAAUUCCAUCAUUGCGACCGCUAUACCCAAGAUCACAGACCAGUUCCAGAGCCUUCCCGAUGUGGGUUGGUACGGAAGUGCAUAUCUCCUCACGACGGCCGCUCUCCAAUUGCUCUUUGGGAGGUUCUAUACUUUCUUCAGCAUAAAAUGGGUCUAUCUAAUCGCCAUCUUCCUCUUCGAAGUCGGCAGCCUGAUCUGUGGGGUUGCCAACAACAGUGUCACGCUCAUUAUCGGACGAGCCAUUGCCGGAGUCGGAGCCGCCGCCAUUUUCUCUGGCGCGCUUAUCAUCCUCGCAUACUCAGUUCCCCUGGAAAAGCGACCUCUCUAUAGUGGACUCGUUGGUGCCAUGUUCGGCAUCUCAUCCGUUGCCGGCCCGCUUCUCGGCGGAGCUUUUACCGACAGGGUUUCAUGGCGCUGGUGCUUCUUCAUCAACCUCCCCAUCGGCGGCAUCACCCUUGUUGUCAUCGCUGUCCUGUUUCCGGACCCCCACCGCGAGAUCAAGAAUGGUGAUACGUGGGCCGAGCGCAUCAAGCGGUUCGACCCCUGGGGAACUGUUGUGUUUAUGCCUGCCAUUAUCUGCCUUCUUCUCGCCCUGCAGUGGGGCGGCCCUACGUACGCAUGGAACAGCUGGCGCAUCAUAUUCCUCUUCGUCAUGUUCGGGGUGCUUAUUAGCCUCUUUCUCUUCGACCAGUACAAGCAGCAGGACCUGGCCACGGUUCCGCCGCGUAUCUUCUUCAAGCGCAGCGUUAUGUCGGCCUGUCUCUUCAGCUUCUGCGUUGGCGCGUCGUUCCUGGGCUCCGUCUAUUACUUACCCAUCUGGUUCCAGGCCGUGAAAGGGGCCAGCGCUAUCGAUUCGGGCAUUAUGAAUCUGCCCAUGCUGAUCGCGACUACCAUCUUCUCCAUUCUGGCCGGCGCUACUGUCACCAUGUUUGGGUACUACACCCCUUUCAUGAUAGUGUGCAGUGUCCUGAUUUCCAUCGGGUUCGGCCUCCUGACCACCCUGCAGCCGGACACGGGCAGUGCCAAGUGGAUUGGGUACCAGAUUAUUGCCGGCGCGGGCAUCGGGUUCGGCAUGCAGCAGCCCCUGAUUGCUGUCCAGACGGUUCUGAGCAUCGAAGACGUUCCCAUUGGCACUUCGGUCAUCAUCUUUGUGCAGACGCUGGGCGGCGCGCUCUUUGUGUCGAUUGCGCAAAACGUCUUCUCCAACCACCUGGUCCAGUACGUGGCCGAAUACGAGCCUUCACUCCCCGAUCCCUCCAUCGUCUUUGCCGUCGGCGCCACAAACAUACAGCAUGCCAUUCCGGCUGAGUAUCUACCCGGUGUCACGCAGGCGUACAAUGACGCCUUGACCAAGACCUUUGUUGUGUUUGCGGCAAUGGCAGCCAUUAGCAUUAUCGGCGCUUCGUUCAUGGAAUGGAAGAGUGUAAAAGGAAAGAAGGUAGAAAUGGUUGCAUGA